Molecule: messenger RNA, 2610 nt
Organism: Danio rerio (zebrafish)
Lineage: Eukaryota; Metazoa; Chordata; Actinopteri; Cypriniformes; Danionidae
Gene: ehd1b
Product: EH-domain containing 1b
Cellular component (GO): ciliary membrane; early endosome membrane; recycling endosome membrane
Molecular function (GO): GTP binding; GTPase activity; calcium ion binding
Source: RefSeq, marked provisional
GUAGUUAAUGUUUGCAGAAAACUAAGGAGCAACAACAAUUCUCCGGGUAGCGAACAGCUGACAGCACCGACCCACCACGCUGGCAGUCCGCGGAGCCUGACCAGAUCGUAGGACCAGACACUGGGCCGUUAAUUCAUCAGAACCGUUGCCUAGAAACCAGCAAAAAAACUCGAAGACCGUCGCCAAAGGGCUUUUAGUUUAGAAAGGGGCUUAUUUUUCAUAAUUUCCAAAAUGUUCAGUUGGUCUAACAAAGAUGGAAAAAAGAAAGACCCGGAGUUAUUUCAAACGGUUUCGGACGGGCUAAAGAGACUGUACAGGACCAAACUUUUCCCCUUAGAGGACGCAUACCGCUUUCACGACUUCCACUCUCCGGCUCUGGAAGAUGCUGAUUUCGAUAACAAGCCCAUGGUACUUUUGGUGGGCCAAUACUCUACAGGGAAAACCACUUUUAUUCGGCAUCUCAUGGAGCAGGAUUUCCCUGGUAUGCGCAUAGGGCCCGAACCGACCACCGAUUCAUUCAUAGCGGUUAUGCACGGGGAACAAGAAGGUCUCAUCCCCGGCAAUGCUUUAGUGGUUGACCCCAAGAAACCCUUCAGAAAACUCAACGCCUUUGGAAACGCCUUUCUGAACAGGUUCAUAUGUGCUCAGAUGCCAAACCCAGUGCUGGACAGCAUCAGCAUCAUAGACACUCCUGGAAUUCUGUCCGGAGAGAAACAACGGAUCAGCAGAGGUUAUGAUUUUGCUGCGGUGCUUGAAUGGUUUGCCGAACGGGUGGACCGAAUCAUUCUUCUCUUUGACGCACACAAGUUGGACAUCUCGGAUGAGUUCUCCGAGGUGAUCCGAGCUCUGAAAAACCAUGAGGACAAAAUGCGGGUGGUGCUUAAUAAAGCUGAUCAGAUCGGGACCCAGCAGCUUAUGAGGGUGUAUGGCGCCCUCAUGUGGUCACUUGGGAAAAUUGUCAACACUCCAGAGGUCAUACGUGUGUAUAUUGGCUCUUUCUGGGCUCAGCCGCUCCUGGUUGCAGAUAACAGGAAAUUGUUUGAGGCAGAGGAACAAGACCUUUUCCGUGACAUCCAGGGACUUCCACGUAAUGCAGCACUGCGCAAACUGAAUGACCUUAUCAAACGGGCCCGUCUAGCCAAAGUUCAAGCAUACAUCAUCAGCUCUUUGAAGAAAGAAAUGCCAAAUGUGUUUGGAAAAGAGAACAAGAAAAAGGAGCUCAUUGCUAACCUGGGUGAAAUCUAUGCAAAGAUUGAAAAAGAACAUCAGAUCUCCCCUGGUGAUUUUCCUAAACUCAGUAAAAUGCAGGAAGUCCUCGCUGGACAGGACUUCACUAAGUUUCAAGGAUUGAAGCCCAAGCUUUUGGAAUCAGUGGAAGACAUGCUGGCCAACGACAUUGCCAAACUCAUGACCCUCGUCCGGCAGGAGGAGGCCUCCAUGCCAAGCCAGGCUGUCCAAGGUGGAGCCUUUGAAGGCACCAUGAAUGGCCCCUUCGGGCACGGCUACGGAGAAGGUGCCGGUGAAGGCAUUGAUGAGCUGGAGUGGGUAGUGGCCAAAGACAAACCGACAUACGACGAGAUCUUCUACACUUUGUCACCCGUCAAUGGGAAGGUGUCUGGUGCCAUGGCCAAGAAGGAGAUGGUUAAGUCCAAGCUGCCCAAUAAUGUUCUAGGAAAGAUCUGGAAGCUCGCUGACGUGGAUAAGGAUGGAUACCUGGAUGACGAGGAGUUCGCCCUGGCCAACCACCUCAUCAAGGUUAAACUGGAAGGUCACGAGUUGCCAGCUGAUCUUCCAGAUCACCUUGUGCCACCUUCAAAACGAGAACAGUAAACCAUUUGGGAAAAUAAAUGUUAUUAUUGAGCCAAACUGUGUAGAGGUUAUGAUAUGGGUGGAAGGGGUAAUUUAGAAAUAUGAAAAUAUAUCAACAGAAUUUAUGAUAUAAUAAAACAGUAUGCAUUAGCUGCGGAAAAAGAGCCAGAAUUGCUUUUAACUUAUCCAACACUAUAGUUCUCACUCUUAUUUUCUUCUUUUUUUUUUGUUAGACAUUUAGUAAGCAUCCUGAUCAAAACUAAUAAAUAUUAAUUGCUAUUGUAUUUCUCAGAAGCUAGAUGCAGCCAAACUUUAAGCACGUACGAUGGUAUACUGGCAGGGAGAUGAUAGUCCAUUAUGACCAAACAGGCUGUAUUCGAAAACUCUUGGAGGUAUUUAAUUGUUUGAAAGCUUUACAUUGAUGCUGCUUUGUACUUAAGGUCAUGCUGGGAGAAAUAGUUGUGCUUCAUUCUUAAACUCUACUAACUCUUCUGAUGGGUUCAGAUUGUCAAGAGUUUAACUUUCAGGUAAACCAGAUAAACUAGAUCACACAUGCUGCCUUCUUUUGGUGUUUCUUCACUAUUUUAAAGAACUCAAGGCUUUGAACUGUUCUAACAAAACAUUCAGCAGCCAGAGACUCAAAAUCUAGGAUCUGUCAGUGGUUCACACUGGCUUCUAUAUCUGUUUUUGAGUCCCUAACCCUGCUAAAGUAGCAAAAGCUUUAUAUACUUCCUUUAUAAAAACAAAAACUGUUCAUAUGUAAAUUUCUUUGGUCUAGUUUGCAAUAAAAAACUACCAAAA